This is a messenger RNA of Rhododendron vialii, 1931 nucleotides long. RefSeq names its product protein LIFEGUARD 4-like. Gene Ontology annotation, cellular component: membrane. Bases 973 to 1692 code for a protein of 239 amino acids. The transcript has 4 exons. NCBI's taxonomy places the organism in Eukaryota, Viridiplantae, Streptophyta, Magnoliopsida, Ericales, Ericaceae. The record is from RefSeq and is a predicted model, not a curated record.
UUCUAAAAAGGAACGGGGGGACGGAUUUUAAUGCCUACUUUUAAAACAAAUACGAUUGGACAAAAUGCUUUUGGUGUUUGAUUAAUUUGAUUUUGUACAGGUAAUUUGUGUAUUGAAGUCUACAAAAUAGAUGACAAAGAAUGGUUAAAUACGAUCGUGGUGGAGACCAUUAUAGGAACCCCAAGGGGUUUGGUCGAGGCACUAGUGAUAUGAGACAACAACUAAAAGGCUAAAUCCAAAGAAGUCGUAAGGUUAAAUCUUAUAAAGGUUAAUAUUUCAAACUUUGGAGCUAUUAGAGGUUUGCCCAGUUGUACAACAAGGGCUACGGAUUUGGUUAAGUGAGUCUGAUAAAGCAAAUGAUUGCUCAUCUUCCGUAAGAUUGCAUUAUUGAAUCUCAAGGGGACCAAACAUUUCAAACCUUGGAGCUAUUUGCUCGGUCACUAAAUACAUAAAUCCGAAAUUAGUCGAGAUGCGCACAAGUUGACCUAAGCAUUCGUUUAUUAAAAAAAAACUACAAGGGCAUAAAAUUAGUUCAAACUGAUCCAAACACCCGAUCAUACAAAAUGACUACUCCUGCUAAUGAAAAAUUAAAAGACCAUUAUAGGUCUGUCACACGAGAAACACGCUAGAAUAAAAGACACUUUUCUGGUUCAAGCGAUUAGGCAAGGAAGAAGAAAAAGAAAGAAAGAAAAACUCCGACGCCAAAGCAGCCGCCCUCGCGUUUGGCUACUACGGUAAAAUCGUCAUUUAUGUGCAUCGGGACGAUAACGUGGUCAAAAAGAAACGAAGGAAAAUCCCUCUGUUUAUGCGAAUCUUGACAAAAAUCACUUCAUUCCCUUCCCAAGUCUCCUACCAAACCCUAAUAAAUACAGCUUACCACACUCCUCGCUCUCUCUCUCUAGAAAUCUAUCUCCUAAACCGGAAUAGAACCAAGUGAUUUUCGAAGGGCUUGAUUUCUUCUUGAAUUCAAAGAUGUAUCGGAAAAUAGAUGUGGAGUCGGGGUCGUCUACUGCGCCGCUGUACCCGAUGAUGCUGGAGAGCCCGGAGCUCCGCUGGGCAUUCAUUCGCAAGAUUUACUCCAUCGUCACCGUCCAAUUGCUCCUCACCAUCGCGGUUGCCGCCGUCGUCGUCGCCGUUGAACCUAUUUCCGUCUUCUUCGCCACCACUUACACGGGCUUGGCCCUCUAUAUCGUGCUCAUCAUCACGCCCUUCAUUGUGUUGUGGCCGUUGGCCUACCAUUACAAACGACACCCAGUGAACUAUUUCCUCCUUGCCAUUUUUACUGUUUCCUUGGCUUUUGCUGUGGGAUUGUCGUGCGCUUUUACCAGUGGGAAGGUAAUCUUGGAAGCUGCGAUCCUAACAGCUGGGGUGGUUGUAAGUCUCACCUUGUACACGUUCUGGGCUGCAAGGAAAGGCCAUGAUUUCGGUUUCCUAGGGCCCUUCUUGUCUGGUGCUAUUUUUGUGCUUAUUCUCUUUUCUGUCAUUCAGAUAUUCUUUCCCCUGGGUCAGAUCUCGGUUAUGAUCUAUGGGUUUCUGGCUGCAAUCAUAUUCUGUGGGUACAUCGUGUACGACACAGACAACCUGAUUAAGCGCUACUCCUAUGACGACUACAUUUGGGCUUCAGUGUCGCUGUAUCUGGAUAUCAUCAAUCUCUUCAUGGCAUUGUUGACUAUCUUCAGAGCUGUAGAUUGAAUGGAAUCCCUCUGUUCCAUGCCCUUCCAUCGUUGUUCCCCAUUUUUGGGUGUAAUUUGCUGGUGAAUGAUGUACAUACUCUGUUGUUCCCUGUGUUGCUCUGGUUAAUCAAAUCCAAAUUCAUCCCUUGUUAUCUUUUGUUCUUCUUUGUGUCUGUAUUAGGGUGUAGCCGGUGUUAGUUGUAAAAUACACAUGCUAUUAGUUUGGAGUAUAUCUGAAAUGAUGUUGAGCAGUGUAAA